GCAAUGAAAGAGGCACCUGUGUGGGCAUGCAGCAUUCCGGACUGUGGGCGGACUAUCCCUGUAGCCAGACAAACAUGUCCUACAUCUGUGAAUCCCCUCGUACCGGUUUCACCACGGCAACCACCAGGGCUCCAGUCACAAACCAAGGCCCAUGUCCUGCAGGCUGGACAGGCUACGGGGCCUGGUGUUAUCAAGUGUUUGCCAACAACAUGACGGAUCAGCUGUCUUGGCCGGAGGCUCGAGAUUUCUGUGCUAGUCAGGCUACUGGAGGAUCUCUGAUCUCAGUGACCAACAAUGCCACCCAAGCCUGGCUGGCUACCUUUGUUGCAUCUAAAAAUGCUUCCGGUAUCUUUUGGAUUGGACUGAGUGACAGAGAUACAGAGUCUAGUUACACCUGGCUUGAUAACUCACCAUAUUUGUUCAACAACUGGAUGCGAGGUGAGCCUAACAAUCAGGGAAACAGAGAGGACUGUGUAGAAUGGGCACUGCCUCGCAAUUCUUGGAACGAUGACUACUGCUACGUCUCCAGAAACUGGAUCUGCCAGGUGCCCAGAGGAUCAGUAAUAACAACCCCAAAGACAGCUCCUACAGGUACACAAUCAACUACUCUGUGUGGUAAUUCAUCAUGGACCAUGUUUAACCAUCAUUGUUACUUCGUGAGUCCGUCUGAUGGGAACCUGGCUGCAGCGUCCUGGUACGAUGCCAGACAAAUCUGUAUUAGUAUGAGAGCUGAUCUGGCAAGCAUUAACAGCGAUGAUGAGAAUGGUCUUAUUACCUCUUUGAUUACCAAAAAUCCAACAUUUGCAUUCUGGAUUGGACUGAAUGAUCUAUACACAGACUCAUUACAGUGGACUGACCGAAGUCCACUUUCAUAUGUCAGCUGGGCCAGAAAUGAGCCAAAUGACAACAAUGGUGGAGAGAGCUGUGUAGUGAUGACAUCUUUAGGAACCUGGGCUGACAAUAACUGUGGCAAGUCACUGGGCUACGUCUGUGAGAAAUGGGCAGGAAAUUUCCAGCCGGCUCCCUAUACACCCCCACCUGCUACUGGCGGGUGCCCAAGUAAUUUUGUUUCCAUCCCUGCAUUGAGUUACUGCUACUAUGUGGGAGGGACCACAAACACAACACGGCAAAACUUCACUGGCGCUGUGGCAGCAUGCCAGCAGAUGUUGCCUAAAGCUAAUAUAGCUUCUAUUCAUUCAAGCACAGAAGAGAAGUUUAUUGUGACCCUUCUUGCCAAUGUACGGAACCCAGCUUGGAUUGGAUUUCAUGAUGAAGCCUUCUACAACCAGUUUGUGUGGGUGGACAAUCUCCCCGUGACCUACACUAACUGGGGACCUGGACAACCUGAUGAGAAUCGUCGUAAUAAUAGACCUGGCAGCAGGAGAGACUGUGUAGAUAUAGAGACGAGACGCAACAAAGUGGGCUGGUAUGACAGAAGCUGUAGAACCCCACUGGCCUAUGUUUGUGAAACUAGGAAAGAUCCUACGUUGCCUACUUCAGCCCCCAACACCACAGGUUGUCACCAAGGAUACCAGAGAUUCCGCAACAGUUGCUACAGAUUCUAUAAGGACAAUUACGAUUGGCUGACUGCAGAGAGCACGUGUAAGCUUGAUGGCGGUAACCUAGCAACUGUCAGCAGUGGGACCGAGCAAGCAUUUGUUGAUAUUGUCACAGGCCAUGUCAACGACUCUUUGAAGUUCUGGGUGGGGCUUCAAUUUGACCAGGCUAGCUCCACAUUCAGCUGGCAAGAUGGCUGGCCAGUCAGAUACACCAACUGGGCUCAGGAUGAGCCCAACACUAAAGCAGGCAUGAGGUGUGUCACUCAAACUCUGGACGGACGGUGGAAUGUUAACAACUGCACCAGCAGACGACCUUUUGUCUGUGAGAUCAACUUUGGAUCACCACCGCCAGCCACAAGACCCUCCAGAUUAACCGCCAACUGCCCAAACAGGGGCUGGUUCGCAUACAGAGGCAACUGUUACAAUAUUGAAUCCUCCUCCCCGAAGUCAUGGGCAGCAGCCAGCGCCGCAUGCACUGUCCUGGGAGGCAGCCUGGCCAGUAUCCACUCUAGAACUGAAGCCAAUUAUUUGGCUAGCCGGUUGAGAAAUUUGGGACAUGAUGUCUGGAUUGGAUUAUAUAAGGAUCAAGCAACUGGCUUUGCAUGGAACGACAACACCGAGUUGGAAUACCUCAACUGGGAAACUGGCGAGCCAAAUAAUCCAGACAGUACCCUUCAUCAGGAUUGUGGCAAGAUUCUAGCAGCAGACGGCAAGUGGGCUGACACAGAUUGCUUUGAUCUGAAUGCCUAUUUGUGCAAAAUAACAAACGUGAUCAACUCGGCAGAAAGUGACACCAGCACUAGCAGCAGUCUGGCUGGAGGAGCAGUUGCUGGCAUAGUCAUCGGUGUUCUUGUACUGGUAGCAUUAGCAGGCAUCAUUGGCUUCUUUGUGUUCAAGCGCACUAACAGUCCCGGCAUUUCUUCCUUCCGUAAACAACCACUGCCCAACCCAGAGCCAGGCAUUGACAAUGCCAGUUACAGCACAUCUGGGGGAGUCCAAGUCAACUCUAGUGAUGCCUGA
This is a messenger RNA of Candidula unifasciata, 2579 nucleotides long. NCBI's taxonomy places the organism in Eukaryota, Metazoa, Mollusca, Gastropoda, Stylommatophora, Geomitridae. The record is from the annotation of a GenBank genome assembly.